Molecule: messenger RNA, 443 nt
Organism: Penaeus chinensis
Lineage: Eukaryota; Metazoa; Arthropoda; Malacostraca; Decapoda; Penaeidae
Product: chelonianin-like
Exons: 4
Coding region: 69-344 (91 amino acids)
Cellular component (GO): extracellular region
Molecular function (GO): peptidase inhibitor activity
Source: RefSeq, a predicted model, not a curated record
CGCGACCAGAGGCUGUUGAUUCACACUCCUCCGUCGCACGCAGCGCAGAGUAGGAUCUGAUUCUCAAAAUGGUGAGCAUCAAGGAAGUUCUGAUCGUGUCCGUGUUGGUGGCCGCGGUGGCUGUUUCUCCCGCCGAUGCUGUUCCAACGAGACACGCUAGGCCCCGUCCUCAGCCCAGGCCGAGGCCAGGGACGUGUCCGGACACGAGCGACAUCGUCUCCAUCUGCGUCGUGACGGAACGCAACUGCUUCUCGGACGGCGAGUGCGGAGCCGGCCAGAAGUGCUGUCCGAUUGGCUGCGGGAGAGAGUGCCUGGCUGUGGUUCCUUACGGAAGUGGAAGGUAAAGGGUCCAAAUUUCAAGAUGAUGACGUCAUCGCGCAGCACGGUUGGCUCAUGGUUCACUAUGUGAUGAUUCAUUACAAAUAAAAUUGUGUGGCUUAUGA